AUGGGCAAUGGUUUUCCACACGGUCCCGAUUCCCGAACAGCAUUUUCACAUCAUCACACUCCAUCGUCGCUAGGAUUCCAGACCUUGGCGGAUGAGGCUGUGCUGCUGGCUCUCGCCGGCGCCGCCCUGCUCCUGCUCGGCGUGGCCAGCGGGCAGCAGCAGCAGGCCGGCAGCGUGCCGUCGACCAUCACGCGGGAGGCGUUCGAUUCCAUGCUGAGCGGCCGCAACAUGAGCGGGUGCGAGGGAGGCGCCUUCUACACCUACGACGCGUUCCUGGAGGCGGCCAACGCGAGCGUGUUCCGUGGCUUCGGCACCACCGGCGACGACGCGACCCGCCGGCGGGAGCUCGCCGCCUUCUUCGGGCAGACCUCCUUCGUAACCACCGGCUACUGCUACGUGAAGGCGGUGAACCGGGCGAGCGCGCCCUACUACGGCCGAGGCCCCAUACAGCUAACCACCGAGGACAACUACCGGCAGGCAGGGAGGGUGCUGGGGCUGGACCUGCUGCGCAACCCGGACCUCGUGUCCACAGACCCCGCCGUCGCCUUCAAGACGGCCAUCUGGUUCUGGAUGACGGCGGCGGCUCCGAGCCCGUCGUGCCACGCCGUGAUGACCGGCGGCUGGACGCCGUCCGCCCAAGACCGCCACGCGGGGCUGCUCCCCGGGUACGGCAUGACCACAUACAUCCUCAACGGCGGGACGGAGUGCAACGAGACCUCCGCGGCGGCCCAGGACAGGGUCAACAACUACUACAAGAAGUACUGCGACAUCCUCCAAGUGGGGUAUGGUAACAACACCUUCUGUCAGAAGGACGAGCUAGCUCAGCCACCAUCGUCGUCUCUGCAUCCUCCUCCAGAAACGUCGGGAGAACCUUCGCCUCCGCCUCCGUCAAGGGCGGUUCUGAUCGGCGUCUCUAGUUCAAUCUCCCUCUUGAUCAUUAUCGGCUCCUUGAUCGGUUUCCUUUUAUGGCGGCGGCGACGGCGAAAGCAAGGUGAAAUCCACGAGGAAGCAAUGGAGCAUGGGUCAGAAGAGGAUAACUUCUUCGACAUUGACCAGGCCAUGGAAGACGAUUUCGAGAAAGGCUCCGGGCCCAGGCGGUUUAGUUACAAGGAUCUGGUCGUCGCCACCGGCAAUUUCUGUGAUGAGAACAAGCUCGGACAAGGAGGCUUUGGCUCCGUGUACAGAGGGUUUCUGAAUGAAUUGAACCUUCAAGUUGCUAUCAAGAGGAUCUCCAAGGACUCCAAGCAGGGGAGGAAGGAGUACGCCUCUGAGGUGAGGGUCAUAAGCCGGCUCUGGCACAAGAACCUCGUGCAGCUCAUCGGCUGGUGCCACGAAGGCGGCAAUCUGCUCCUCGUCUACGAGUUGAUGCCCAAUGGCAGCCUCGACGGGCAUCUGUACGACGCCAAUAACGUCGUGCUCCCAUGGCCCUUAAGACAUGAGAUUCUGCUCGGACUAGGCUCGGCGCUUCUCUACCUACACCAGGACUGGGACCAAUGCGUCCUGCAUAGGGACAUCAAGCCAAGCAACAUUAUGCUAGACUCGUCGUUCAAGGCAAAGCUCGGUGACUUCGGGCUCGCCAAGCUCGUCCAACAUGGCCGAAGAUCACUGACAACAGAUUUCACAGGCACGAUGGGGUACAUGGAUCCAGAGUGCAUGACCACUGGCAAGACCAAUCCCGAGUCAGAUGUAUACAACUUCGGUGUCGUCCUCCUCGAGACUGCUUGCGGCAGGCGGCCUGUGGUGGUACCCCAGCCGGAGGAGGAUGACGCGGUCCACCUAGCUCAGUGGGUCUGGGAUCUGUAUGGCAAGGGGAGGAUUCUAGACGCCGCCGACCAGCGAUUGGGUGGAAAGUUUGAUGCCCAGGAGAUGGAGCGUGUGAUGAUUGUUGGGCUCUGGUGUUCUCAGCUCGACUUCAAAAUGAGACCGUCUAUCAGGCAGGCUGUAAACGUGUUGCGGUCAGAGGCGUCGCUCCCGAGUCUCCCUACGCUGAUGCCGAUUGCAUAUUACAUGCCGCCGGUUGGCACACGAAGAUUUACAUCUUCAUCUGCAACAAACGGCAGCAGCAGUGGCACUUCUACAUCAUCAAUGGGAGCAUCAGCGCGGCCACCACUCAGUCAAGAUUGA
Molecule: messenger RNA, 2124 nt
Organism: Triticum turgidum subsp. durum (durum wheat)
Lineage: Eukaryota; Viridiplantae; Streptophyta; Magnoliopsida; Poales; Poaceae
Source: the annotation of a GenBank genome assembly